UCUGAAGCUUCUACAGCCUUCAAGCAGCUACAAUCACUGCAGUCAUGGCUUUCUCCAGCAGUGUCCUGUCUGGAUCAGUGUACACAUCCAGACAGAUGGAGCACUGGAGCUGAUCUUCAGUCACGACUUCAUGUGGACACAACUUCUGCAUGAUCUGUGUCAAAGAGUGCUGGGACACCAGUUCACACUGCCAGUGUCCAGUAUGUAAGAUGGAUUUUCCCAAAAGACCUAAACUACAUGUUAACACCUUCAUCUCUGGACUGGCUGCUCAAUUCAGGAAGCCAGUUCAGGUCAAAUCAAGCAGCACCGCAGGAGAACCUACCAAAUCUCAGGUGUACUGUGACUUCUGCAGCGAGAAGAAACGUGAAGCACUGAAGUCCUGCCUGAACUGUAUGACCUCUUACUGCAAGACUCACCUGGAGCCUCAUGAGAAAGUUUCUUCAUUCAGGAAACACAAACUAAUAGAUCCUGUGGAGAACCUGGAGGAUUACAUCUGUCAGAAACAUGAGAGACCUCUGGAGAUGUUCUGUAGAGACGACCAGACGUGUGUGUGUCAGUUCUGCACUGAAACAGACCACAAGAACCACAACACAGUUCCUAUAGAGGAGGAGAGUGCAGAGAAGAAGACUCAGCUGGAUCAUCUGAUCCAGGACCGACUGAAGAAGAUCAAAGAAAUCAAACAUUUGUUAGAACUUAAUAAAACAAACACAGAGAAGGAGAAAGCUGACAGCAUGGAGAUCUUCAGAGCUCUGAUACGCAGCAUUGAUUCAAUCCAGGCUGAGCUGCUGAAGGUGAUGGAAGAGAAGCAGAGAGCAGCAGAGCGUCAGGCUGAAGAGUUCAUUAAAGAUCUGGAGCAGGAAAUCACUGAGUUGAAGAGCAGAAACACUGAGCUGGAGCAGAUCUUCAACACUGAGGAUCAUCUCCACCUCCUACAGAUUUACCCGUCCCUGUGCAGACCUCCACCCACCAACAACUGGACUGAUGUCAGUAUUCAGCCUCAUCUGAACCCGAGGAAUUUGAGGAGAGCUCUGUCUCAGCUUCAGGAAUGUAUCGAUGAGGAAAUGAAGAAGGUUGUCUGUAUGGAACUGAAGAGAAUUCAACAAUAUGCAGUGGACAUGAUUCUGGAUCCUAAUACAGCUUAUCCUUACCUGAUCCUGUCUGAUGAUGGAAAACAAGUUACAUGUGGAGACAAACGACAGAAUCUUCCUGAUAAUCCAGAGAGAUUUUAUCUCUGUCCCUAUGUGCUGGGAAAGGAGGGAUUCUCCUCAGGGAGAUUUUACUAUGAGGUUCAGGUUAAAGGGAAGUCUAAGUGGGAUUUAGGAGUGACCAGAGAGUCCAGUAACAGGAAGGAAAAAAUUAAACCAAGUUCUGAAGAUGGAUAUUGGUCUGUGUGUCUGAGAAAUGAAACUGAAUAUCAGGCUCUGGAUUCUCCCUCUGUCCCUCUCUUACUGAAACAGGCUCCUCAGAAGGUGGGGGUGUUUGUGGAUUAUGAGGAGGGUUUGGUCUCCUUCUAUGAUGUUGAGAAUGAGUCUCAUAUCUACUCUUUCACUGGUCAGUCUUUCACUGAGAAACUCUAUCCGUACUUCUGUCCCUGUUACAAUGAUGGAGGUAAAAAUUCAGCACCACUGAUCAUCUGCCCUGUUAGUCAAGUUCAACCUUAAUUAGUCAAUGCAAUGCAAUGUGCAACACCACUGUCUGAUUUAUAUUCUUCUACUUGUUUCUUCUUCUUUCUCUUCUUUGUAUUUUAUUUCUAUAAAACGAAUUAUGUGCAAAAGUUAGUGCACCCUCUCAUGUUAGCAUGAUAUAAGUACACUCUCAACACCAAUUAAGAGCAUGGGACAUCAUAUCAACCACCUAUGAUACCAAAGCAACCCUCUAGAAUCACACUGAUAACAACAAUUAAAUACCAUCACAACCAACUAGCAGCACCAUACUAACUGGAUCUCCAUAGCAACCGCAUGGAAUACUUAUAACAGCCUUUGAACCAUGUGGCAUAUUAAAACCACCUAGCAGUGCUAUAGCAACCACAUGGGACAUUAUAACAUGCAGCUAUCAGCACACAUGCAUCAUGAUGGUAAGCCAUCUCACAAAUCCAUAGUAACCAACUAGUAACCUAGUAACUAGUGAUUAAGGCUGCAUAGGAUAUUAUGCAGGAGGAGGAUAUUGAGGAGGAGGGGUUGGUGAUGGAGAGGGUGAUAGAGGUAUAAAAAGACCUAUGUAAAAUCAAUGAGUUGUUCUUACUGUGGUGCUUUUAUGCUGUAUGUAAUAAUCCACAAUAAUGCUUUCAUUAAACUUAAAUCCAGCUUAAAGGAA
Trichomycterus rosablanca is the source of this 2313-nucleotide messenger RNA. Its product is annotated as zinc finger protein RFP-like. Gene Ontology annotation, molecular function: zinc ion binding; protein binding. The record is from RefSeq and is a predicted model, not a curated record. The coding region runs from base 150 to 1661 and encodes 503 amino acids. Lineage: Eukaryota; Metazoa; Chordata; Actinopteri; Siluriformes; Trichomycteridae. The transcript has 7 exons.